Molecule: messenger RNA, 1464 nt
Organism: Rhododendron vialii
Lineage: Eukaryota; Viridiplantae; Streptophyta; Magnoliopsida; Ericales; Ericaceae
Product: probable UDP-glucosyl transferase 73B6
Exons: 1
Coding region: 1-1464 (487 amino acids)
Molecular function (GO): UDP-glycosyltransferase activity
Source: RefSeq, a predicted model, not a curated record
AUGGAUUCUGCUCAGCCACACCAUGUAGUGAUCUUCCCAACUAUGGCCCAUGGCCACACUCUGCCAUUACUAGACCUCUCAAAGGCUCUGUGCCGCCGCGGCCUCAAAGUAACCAUCAUAACCACCCCACUCAACGUUCCCAACAUCAUUUCCAAAGUCUCAAAACACCCACAAAUCUCCCUCCGAGUCUUACCCUUCCCUCGGGUCCCUGAUUUACCUGAGGGAUGCGAGAACACGGCCCACCUUCCUUCGCCUAAUCUUAUCUUUCCCUUUUUCAGAGCCACCAAAAUGUUAAAACAGCCCUUCGAGGAUGUCUUGAGAGAGAUGUUCGAAACCGGAUGUCUCCCCAUUUGUGUUAUUUCGGAUUUCCUCCUCGAAUGGACACUUGAUUCCUGUCGUUUAUUUGGCAUCCCUCGGUUUGCUAGCCAUGGCAUGGGGGUGUUACCUAUGGCUGUCCUCAAAGCCAUGCAUAUGCAAGGCCUGUCAUCCAUGGGGGCUAUGUCAAACUCCGAUCACGUAAAGUUCCCCCAACUAAACCUUCCGUUCGCCUUUCUGAAAGGCGACUUUCCAGACACGAUCCCAAAAGGUGAUGAUGAGGACCUGUGGAAUCGGUUCAUUACAGAGGUAUAUAACGCCGAUGUUAGUAGCGCCGGCUUCAUAGUCAAUAGCUUUGAAGAGCUUGAAGGGGAGUACUUAGCCACUCUGGAAUCUUUCUUCGAGAACAAGGCAAAUGCAUGGUGUGUAGGCCCACUCCUUCUUGUGAACAAUCAGGUCGAAACCAGUGGUAUUGAUCUUAAGAACCAAUCAUGUCCGUACAUCGAUUGGCUUGACAAACAAUCGGUUCGGAAUGCUGUGAUAUAUGUGUCGUUCGGUACGCAAUCGCACGUGUCAGAUGUCCAAAUGGAUGAAAUUGCAAUGGGAUUGGAGAUGGCAGGCCAACCGUUUGUUUGGGUCGUUCGGUCAACGAAAUGGAGCCCACCAGAAGAAUGGGAGGAGAGGGUGAAUGAGAGGGGACUGGUAGCAAGAGACUGGGUGGAUCAGAGGAGUAUAUUAGCGCACCCCUCGACGGGUGGGUUUUUGAGUCACUGUGGUUGGAACUCAGUGUUGGAGAGUUUGUCCGGUGGGGUCCCAUUACUGGCUUGGCCCAUGGGGGCAGAGCAGGGGUUGAAUGCCAGGUAUGUAGCAGAGGGAAUGGGGGCGGGGAUAUUGGUCCAACGACAAGAAAGAGGGAGAGUACUGGGGAUGGAGGGAAUUGAGGAGGCCGUUGGACGGGAUGUGAUUUGUGAUGGAGUUAAGGAGUUGAUGGGUGGAGGGAGAGGAAGAAGAGCGAGAGAGAGGGCUCAAGAAUUGGGGGUUAUGGCGAGGCAAGCAGUUGAGAAGGGUGGGUCGUCGGAUAGGAAGUUGGACGAGUUGAUUGCCAGCCUAACAAUUAAGAAAAAGAAUGCCCCUAAAAUCCAUAUAUAG